Messenger RNA from Telopea speciosissima, 2657 nucleotides. RefSeq names its product probable serine/threonine-protein kinase abkC. Lineage: Eukaryota; Viridiplantae; Streptophyta; Magnoliopsida; Proteales; Proteaceae. The record is from RefSeq and is a predicted model, not a curated record. The coding region runs from base 319 to 2208 and encodes 629 amino acids. The transcript has 7 exons.
AACAUUUUUGAUUUGAUUCUGCGUUUCCAGGCUCUCGCUACCUUGGCCCUUUGCUUCUUUCAUUGUGUAUCGAAUCAAGCUAGCUUGAGAAGAGGUCCCGGACCGCCAGCUUAAAGGAGAGGCGAAUAGGGUGUUAUACUUCGUCUGGUGAUAUAUCAACUGCUAUAAGAACUCCUUCAAGCAAGACUAUUGGACAUUACUUAAAAUUAUCUUGUAAUGAGCACUUCAUUUUUUGGCAUGAAGGAUAGAGAAUGCCAGCAGGAAUAGCUUUGCUCCUUCAUACUUUAGCCAGAACUGCACAGAUUAAGAGCAAACGCCAUGCCAAGGUUUUUGGCAUUUCGAAAUAUUAGGAAAGUUUCACACUCCCUUCUUGGAAACCAGAAAGCUAGCUACCCACAAGUACAGAAACAUGGGGCACUUGUUACGGUUGGAUUACCUUCCUCUUGCAGAUUAUUCUCACAGUACAAAUUUUCGAAUAGAGGGAAUGUUUCAUUUUCACUAUACAAAGCAAAGGAUAAUUUAUACAAGAGUGGUUGUUCCAAGAACUUCUCUGUCAUGCCAAAAAGUAAUGCUUUGAAAUAUCAUGCUCACACUGCUUGGAAUAGGCUUUCAAAAUUAUGUUCUUACAGCGGCCCAGCAUUUCCACCAGUAAGUAGGAUUGCCUGUGCUGUGAGCUUGGCACUGACCAGAUCACAUCUUAUAGCUCCUAGUGUUUUUGCCUUUGUUCUUGGUGAGGUAGCAUGGACACAGAAAGCUUGUGCAGAUGUGGAGUACUUCCCAACAAGGAACACUUUAUACAUGCAUGCACAGGACGGGCAUGUAUUUAUGGCAUCAUUUUUGUUCUCGGUUUUGGAAUAUUUUAUUUUAUUUCUGAGGUCUAUCUUUUUAGCAAUUUUGUUAUCCCCUAGUGUAGCAAUGGCACCAUUUUCAGAUUCUUUUGGUGUUGAGUUUAGGAAAAUGUGGCUUCAUAUUGUCCGCCUUACACUUGAAAAAGCGGGUCCAGCGUUCAUAAAAUGGGGCCAAUGGGCUGCUACACGACCUGAUCUCUUCCCAAGAGAUCUUUGUACUGAGCUUUCAAAGCUUCACAGCAAAGCACCAGCACAUAGUUUUGCCUAUACAAAAAGAACUGUUGAGCAAGCAUUUGGUCGCAAGCUUCUAGAAAUUUUUGAAGAUUUUGAAGAGGAACCUUUAGCAUCUGGAAGUGUUGCCCAAGUGCAUAGAGCUUCAUUGAGAUUUCGACACCACAGUCAACAUAGCAAGCCCUCUGUAGUUGCUGUGAAAGUUAGACAUCCUGGCGUUGCUGAUUCAAUUAGGAGGGAUUUCAUGAUUAUAAAUUUGUUUGCUAAAAUUUCAAUGUUCAUUCCUACCUUGAAGUGGUUGAGACUGGAUGAAAGUGUGCAACAGUUUGCUGUCUUCAUGAUGUCUCAAGUUGACCUUGCAAGAGAAGCUGCCCAUUUGAAUCGUUUUAUUUAUAAUUUUCGGAGAUGGAAGGAUGUAUCCUUCCCAAAGCCUUUGUAUCCACUAGUGCAUCCUGCUGUCUUGGUGGAGACUUUUGAGCCUGGAGAAUGUGUUUCCCAUUAUGUUGAUGAGCUGGAAGGAAAUGAUCGAAUUAAAAGCGCACUUGCUCACAUUGGGACGCAUGCACUUCUGAAGAUGCUUCUGGUGGACAAUUUUAUCCAUGCAGACAUGCAUCCUGGAAAUAUCCUUGUCCGAGUAGCUCAGAGCAAAUCUUCACAUAGACGGCUCUUCAAAUCCAAGCCUCACGUCAUUUUCCUUGAUGUGGGCAUGACUGCUGAGCUUUCUAAAAGCGAUCGUGUGAAUUUACUGGAUUUUUUUAAAGCUGUUGCUCUUCGAGAUGGCCGCACUGCUGCAGAAUGCACACUGAGAUUAUCAAAACAACAGAAUUGCCCAAAUCCACAGGCCUUCAUUGAGGAAGUGAAAACGUCAUUUGAUUUCUGGGGUACCGCAGAAGGCGAUUUUGUCCAUCCUGCUGAGUGCAUUGAGCAAUUGCUUGAGAAAGUUCGGCGUCAUAAAGUUAACAUUGAUGGCAAUGUUUGCACUGUGAUGGUGACCACUUUGGUGCUCGAGGGCUGGCAGAGGAAGCUCGAUCCAGAAUAUGAUGUGAUGCGUACACUGCAGACUCUGCUAUUCAGAGCAGACUGGGCAGAAUCUCUGUCUUAUACAAUUGAAGGAUUGAUGGCUCCGUGAGAGGAUCUCAUCUCUUACUGUACUUCCCAACAAUUUUGACUGUUCAAAAUAUAAGAAGAUACAUCUUGUGGUCCAGAGAAAAUACAAUUGAGGUGUAGUUAUUAAGCCUGUAUAUCCAACUUUUUGGCUGUAACCCCCCUCCCCCCCCUCUUUUUAAUCAGUAAUGAAGAGGUUUAUUGAAAAGGAAGAAGUACACAAGAUGGACAAAAGCCAAUGCAGCUAGCAAAAACCUAAGAGAUAACAGGAAGAAGACCAACAUGGCGAUUACAUUCUUUCCAGAAGUUCACCCCUCUGGACUUUAUUACUAGCUAUUCAUAUUUUCUUUGGGAUAUGGUUCUGAAUAAGAAACUUGUUCCAUCAUUUAUUUCUGAUUUUUUUUUCUCACCUGUACUAUUUGAUUUCAACUACAGAAUUCAUGAAAAAUAACAAUAAAGAAAGGGUAAUAGAGA